This is a messenger RNA of Lathyrus oleraceus (garden pea), 1245 nucleotides long. RefSeq lists its product as uncharacterized. The transcript is spliced from 3 exons. The record is from RefSeq and is a predicted model, not a curated record. Lineage: Eukaryota; Viridiplantae; Streptophyta; Magnoliopsida; Fabales; Fabaceae. The coding region runs from base 1 to 1245 and encodes 414 amino acids.
AUGGAAGAUGGCAUUGAUAUUCCAAUCAAUGAAGUUAGAAUCGUGUCUAGUAGAAAAACUCUCACACAUGCUCAUAAAAAUAUCUAUAGAAAACAUCAUAGAGUUAGAGGAAUCUUGGUUGAUGUUCUACCUCAUUCAGAGUACAUUAAAAUCAUUGAUAGAUCUUCUGCUAAGACCAUUUUCAAAUCCCUAUGUGCUACCUCUGAAGGGAAUCAACAAGUUCAAGAAGCUAAGGAUAACCUUCUUGUUCACCAGUAUGAGUUGUUCAAAAUGAAAGAGGAUGAAGACAUUGAAACCAUGUUCUCAAGGUUUCAAGUUCUUGUAUCUGGGCUUCAGGUUCUGAAUAAGAGAUAUACUACCUCUAAUCAUGUCAAGAUUCUUAGGAGGCUUCCUGUCAGAUACACACCAAAGGUGACAACUAUCGAGGAGGAUAAAGACUUAAACAUAUUAAGUCUUGAAAGUCUUAUCAGCAACUUCCAGAUCCAUGAGAUGAAGCUUAAUGGAGAUGGACCUGUCGGAAAGUCAAAGCCUCUUGCUUUGAAAUAUGUUGCUAAAACUACCAAGGCUCAUCAAGUCUGGGAGUCUGAAGAAGCUUAUCAUAUAGAAGGUUCUGAAGAUGUUUCAAAUGAUGAGGAAAUGACCUUAAUCAUAAAAAGAAUAUAUAUUCUCUGCAAGAAGCUUGGUCACUUCACUACUGACUGUCCUGAAGUGCAAAGGACAUCAAAGAAGGGAAGAUUUCAAAAGGAUAGCUUCAUAAAUAAGUUCAAGAAAAGUCUCAUGGAAACAUGCGAUGAACUUGAUAAUGAAGAAGACUUUGAAAAGGAUGAAGAGCAUGCAAACCUUGCUUUGAUGGCUCUUACAUCUUAUGGAGAAGAAUUUGACUCCGAUUCUAGUUCAAAGUCUGAGGAAGAGGAUGAGGAAGAAUUAAAUUUUGUUCAAAACAAAAAUGAAGCCUUAGAGAAGGAUCAUAUUGCUCUUGUAAAGGAAGUGUAUGAUAAACCUUUUAAUGAUCAUGAAAUGCAUCUUCAAGAGUUUAUCAUAAAUGGUUUUAAUAUAACUAAACUUGCUUCCAUGAUUUAUGGAGUAAGUAGAAGCAAAUGGGAAGGUUACUCACAAAAAGCUUUUAAUCUAAAGUUUGAAACCUUGAGUAAACCAAAAAAUCCUUCUUCAUCAAGCUCUGCUAAGAGAGGGCUUGAAUAUUAUUUUGUACUUGAUACCGAAAACGCAAAGACUGUGAACCAGUAA